UUUCACCCAAUCACUCAAUUCUUACACAAUUAAUUAGUUAAAUAAUAAUUACCUAAAAACGAAUGGUUGGUAUUUUUCGUAUAAAAGACACACUAGAAUCGUAUCAAGUCAGUUCAAUUCAAUCAACCAAAGAAAAAAUGUUUUCUAAAAUUUUAGCUGUUGCCCUUUUGGCCGUUUACGUCCAAGCCCAAGGACACGAAGGACAUGCCAAUUCGUACGUCUCCUACACUCAAGGGCACUCCGGAGGUUUAAGUUCCGGACUUGGAAGUUCCGGUUUAACUCUAAGCCACGCUGCUCCGGUCCUGGUACACAGUGCCCCAAGUCAUGAAGAAGAGCACCACUAUGCCCACCCCAAAUACCAGUUCAAAUACGGAGUUGAGGACAAACACACCGGCGAUAUCAAGUCGCAGGAAGAGACCAGAGACGGGGACGUAGUCAAGGGUUCCUACUCUCUCCAUGAACCCGAUGGUACCAUCCUGGUGGUCCAUUACACGGCCACCAAGAAAAGCGGGUUCAACGCUGUGGUGGAAAGGAAAGGACAUGCGGCGCACCCCCACCACCAUUAACCAAAUUUUUGUACUUGUUUUUAAUUAAAUAAAUUUUAUUUUUUUAUA
This is a messenger RNA of Tribolium castaneum (red flour beetle), 614 nucleotides long. Its product is annotated as cuticle protein 19. The coding region runs from base 63 to 566 and encodes 167 amino acids. The record is from RefSeq and is a predicted model, not a curated record. The transcript has 3 exons. Gene Ontology annotation, cellular component: extracellular matrix. Lineage: Eukaryota; Metazoa; Arthropoda; Insecta; Coleoptera; Tenebrionidae.